Messenger RNA from Carya illinoinensis, 2205 nucleotides. RefSeq lists its product as uncharacterized. Gene Ontology annotation, molecular function: aspartic-type endopeptidase activity. The transcript has a single exon. The record is from RefSeq and is a predicted model, not a curated record. Gene Ontology annotation, biological process: proteolysis. Lineage: Eukaryota; Viridiplantae; Streptophyta; Magnoliopsida; Fagales; Juglandaceae. The coding region runs from base 1 to 2205 and encodes 734 amino acids.
AUGGCGGACAACACCAGAUCCAAGCAACAGCAGUUCGAGCAUUUACAGCAUCACGUGGACCUUCAUCAACAUGAAAUCCUAGAAGUAAAAGCAGAUGUUAGUGUUUUGAAAGUUGAUGUUGCUACAGUGAAAGUGGAUAUACAAGCGAUUAAAGACAUGUUACGCACUUUUUUUGCCCAACCACAUAACCAGAACCCCCCUUUACCCCCACUUAACCAUGAAAUUCCUCCAGACCAUGACAAUCAAGAUCCUAGACGGUUCAAUUCCAGGGGGGUCAAACUGGAUUUUCCCCACUUUCAAGGGGUUAAUCCUGCUGCAUGGCUUUUUAAGGCCAACCAUUACUUUGACUUCCACCAAACCCAACUACCCCACCGAUUAUUGAUGGCCUCUUAUCACAUGGAAGGAGACGCGCUUGUGUGGUUCGACAAUUCAGCAGCUGCAGGCUUAUUCCGAGAUUGGGAUGCUUUUUCUAGAUCCUUACUCCUCCGUUUUGGCCCUACAGCUUAUGACGACCCUAUGGAAGCUUUGACUAGGCUCAAGCAGACCACCUCAGUGGCUGGUUACAUGGUGCAGUUUGAAACAUUAACCAACCGUUUAAGAGGACUAUCGGAUACUCAUAAACUGAGUUGUUUUCUCAGCGGGUUGAAGGAUGAGAUCCGCAUUCCGGUUAGGAUGCUAAACCCGGUGAAUUUAAAUGCUGCAUAUGCAUUGGCAAAGAUGCAAGAGGAAUACCUCCCAAGUAUAAGGCGGGUUGCGAAAUCUAUGGGGGACAGGCCAAUCACCGCGGGAGGAGGGACUUUUUCAGCAGGGUCCUUUUCUAGUGAUGCUACCAACAAGUGGAAGCGACCUAUGGGGGGUGCUAAACACAUUUCCUCCGAGCAAAUCAAUGAAAAGCGUCGCAAAGGAUUAUGUUUUAAUUGUGAUGAGAAGUGGAACCUGUUACACAAAUGUAAAACUCCUCGCAUUUACCUCUUGGAUGUGAGUGAGGAAUUUAGUGAGGAAGAAGAAUCACUGCAGGUGGUAGAAAUUGAAGAAAAACCACCACUGGAAAUUUCAGCUCCUCCUACCAGCAACAAGGAAGAACUGGAAAUUUCCUUGGCAGCUAUUGCUGGUACCCCUACCGUAAGAACUAUGCGGUUAAGGGGAAGUAUCCACGGGGCACAAGUGGUGAUUUUGGUGGACUCGGGCAGCUCACACAACUUUAUCGAUUCAGCCUUGGCCUCUAAGUUGCAGCUACAAGUGGAUUAUUCAGUUAAUUUGAAGGUGCGGGUAGCUAAUGGACAAGGCUUAAGCAGUGACGGGUUAUGUAGAACUGUACAGCUGAAGGUACAAGGUAACUUACUGCAACCCCCUCUUCAUUUACUAGACUUGGCUGGUUGUGAUAUUGUAUUAGGAGUCCAAUGGUUAGAAACUUUGGGUCCUAUCACGUGGGACUUUGCAAAGUUACUGAUGAGUUUUGUAUGGGAAGGGAAAUCCAUUGAGUUGAAAGGGCUGAAACUAAACCCUUCAGUUGUAGAGGAGGGUGAGAAGGUUUGUAAGGCCUCUAUAGCAAAAGGGAAAGGAGUUCUUUUACAGAUUAUGUGUGUUGGGGAGAUGGAACAUGCAGAUGGAAGUGUGGCUGAACCUUUUUCAGAACUUUUAGACGAUUUUAAAGAGGUAUUUGCUGAACCUCAAGGUUUACCACCACCGCGUUCCCAUGACCACCAAAUAGUCCUCAAGGAGGGCACUCAACCCGUGGCAAUUGCACCAUAUCGAUACCCGUAUUACCGGAAAACAGAAAUUGAAAAAAUGGUGGCUGAGUUAUUGAGGUCUGGAGUGAUUAGACCUAGUUCUAGUCCUUUUUCAGCCCCUGUUUUACUAGUUCGUAAGGCCGAUGGAAGUUGGCGACUGUGUGUGGAUUAUAGGGCACUUAAUAAGGAAACCGUGAAGGCUAAGUUUCCUAUUCCAGUCAUUGAUGAAUUACUGGAUGAACUCUUUGGAGCAGUGAUUUUCUCUAAGCUUGACCUACGGUCGGGCUAUCACCAAGUCAGAGUGGUGCCUAGUGACAUUCCUAAGACGGCUUUCCGGACCCAUGAGGGCCAUUACGAGUUUUUGGUGAUGCCUUUUGUCCUCACCAACGCUCCAGCCACUUUCCAAGGGUUAAUGAAUGAUAUAUUCAAACCUUUUUUGAGGAAAUUUGUUCUUAUUUUUUUGAUGACAUACUGA